UCUGGCUUAUAGCAGUAUACAAACGGGACGCUUUCGUUGCUCUCGUCGGUCGCACGGCGUAUUUUUCUGGCGGUGUCUUUCCGUGCUUAAGACGUAUAACAAUGUAGUUAAUGUGACUGGAGAUCUUAGUGCAUAAGGUUGGCAAGGAUGCCUCAUAAAAGGUCGCCAGAUAUCAAUGACAGCUGCGAUAUCGUGAAUUCGAGUUUCUCAGACCGUGCGAGUCGCUACGUCCCACUUGCCGGACUACUGGUGGUAGUUCUGCUCAUAUUCGUCCACGCUGUCGUCUAUUUAAGUAAAGAAAAUGGUCUUCGAGCUCACAACAUCUACUCAUACUUGGAAGAGCUGGUAAAUUCAAUUGCAUCUGCAGAUCAGUUUUGGAGAGCUACUUUAUAUGGAAUUGGAAUUCUUGUCGCAACAUUUAUGAUGGUUCUCUACAACAGUAGAAUCCCUGGAAUUGAGCCACCACUGCCGUGGGACAGCACUGACGGCCCUGUCAUCACUGUGUCAUAUGCAAUGUGUCCCUUAAUGGGCCUGCUGACAUUUGUGUACUGCCUUAAGCCUGAUCUUUUUACCUGGACUUCGUAGUCAUAAAUCCAGUCCACGGUAUCUUGUAUAUCAGAUAGUACAAAUUUUGGGGCACCAAUGUACUUGCGCAACCAUAACUAAGUUUCAAAAAAAUAUCUUCAUACAAUUUGUGCAUAUGGAAUGCCAUCCUUCCUAACAACCUUCACAAAACCGGGAAAUUUGAUUGUUAUAACCAUCUGUUUUUGUAUGCAGCCAGAUUUCAUACACCUUGAAUAUAUAAUAUAAUAGGGAAAGCCCAUUGCUAUAAUAACCUUCAGCAAUUGCACGUAUUAUCAUAAAAUGACUGCACUGCCUGCCUCUAAUAAAUAACAGAUCACAGUGUACAUGUUAUUCCAUGCAGCUGAUUAAAUCUUUCUUGCAGUUCAUAGCCCUAAAUGGCAUAAAGUAUAGUGUAUACCAAGGCUGCACAACUCAAAACCAGCAAGGGCCAAAACCAGCUUCUCUGGUAGCCAUAUGGGCUGUACUUUAGUGGGAGGCUUUGCAUGUUUUACUUGCAGAAAGACUCUGUUUGGUGUCAUCAUGCUCGUUGCUGUCCAUUUGAACAUGGAAUUCACCUCUUUGUUAAAGUCCUCAAAGAGAGCGUAUCCACAUAGGCAUAGGUGCUUCUUGAGACACCAGUUUCAGGACAUUGUUAGUCACAUCUCUGUGUUUGUUCUUAGCAACAUUCCCAUACUAUCGGAGGGGAUGCUCCUUUUUCAUGCCUUUUACUCUCUGGUAAAGAGUGUUGCUAGAUGGAGUUCAACUUGCAUUGUAUAGUCAAUCUUGCACACACACCCAACAAAAGCAUCUGUUUGCAAGUGCUACCGCCCACAAUCAUACAAUUGAAAAAUAUUGGAAAACUGCAUGUUUGAUCCAACUAUGUAUGCUUUGCCAAUAAUACAGUCUUGCUGUUGGUAACUUCGCGAACACAUUCAGUGGCCGUGCGUCUUAUCUGCUUUAUCAAAAGAUCUUACACUCCCACGCCAUUUUUGUUUUAAUGUGCUUUGCACCAAGAACUGUUCAUGUCAUGUAGUUCUCCUGAAUGUUCGUGGCGUGUAUCAAGUUGGGCAACAAACUUGUUUUUUUUUUAUUAUGUGCUCCUGCUCUGAUUGAAGAACCGGCACACCAUGUGAGUCUCUCGGCCACAGACCGCUAAAAAUUCACUAUCGUAUGUUGUGCAGCCCUGCUGUGUGCAGUCUUUGACAUUAGUAGAGCUAUACAUGUAAUUGAUGAGCAGAGCUCUUUAAAUUCAAGAUGAGUGAAAGACAUCAGUAAAAAAAUGUGAUGUUUUAAUUUUGUGCAAUUACUUGUAUGUUGAAUGGUUUGAAACAGAAUCAAUCGCUAAGGCACAGCCACCCAACAGAGGAUAGUUAUACCAAAUUAUAGCACAAGGUUUUCAUGACCAGUAAAUAGUAUUGAAGGAGUGAAUUACUCUCACUUCUUUUUGAGUUGAAAGCUUUGUAAUAGAGCUGACAUACCAAUUAAGUGCAUGAAUUCGUUUAUAUAUUGCGAAAAAUGUGUUAUGGGGUAUUGUUUCUUCCUUUCAACCCUUUGUGUGUCAAUUUUGUAAUAAUCCUUACAGCAUUGCUGUUGAAGUCACACUAUAGUCAGGGACAACUCAGGAAUGCAGGAAAGAUUCCUCCCAAAAACCAAUGAUGCACCUGCCUUAGAUCCCUCUCCAUUUUAAGCAAUAGUUCCUUUACAAAUCUAUGAGCAUAAAGAAAAGCUGCCCUAGUUGUUCAGCAGUGGAGAGCAGGCUGCAGUCAUGCACCACACACACAAGCAGCCAAAAUUUCCCUGUGUGAAGAUGCAGAAGACAGCUUGCAGCAAAAGCAGGUCACUUCAAUAGGGGUUUCGACUGACCGCCUGUACAAAGUACCCCUCGCCAGCACCAUCCCCUUGCCGAGAAACACCACAAAUGCCCAGCUGAUCCCUUCACAGAUGUAGGUGUCACUCGCAACUGAUAAACAAGUUCCUUCUUCUGGGUAAAGGGUUUCACAAGAAUGGAUUGCUUGAGAGAGAGAAUAAACAUUUUUAUUGGGUGAAUGCGACAAGCAAAGGCAGGGACUAAGAUACUGAGGCGUCUCAUACUUUACAGAACAAAGGAACGACAACACAUGGUAGUGCAAACAAACAAAAGGGAAUUUAUUUUACCUUGUAUACAGUAAUCCGGCUAGCUGAGCCAACCAUUACAAAGCAAAUGGAACACGCUGAGGAAUAGAGGGUGCUCGACUCGCCAUGCAAGGAUAUCAGGCAAAUAGAUUAGCUCCAUGUCAAACAUUCAUGCCAAAGUCGUCCGCAGGUGAAGUCUUGCAAAUGGAAAGGUGUCUACGGGUCAAUCCUGCGGAGCACACCGUUGAGUGUGUUCAGUCCACACACAACGAUGACGAUGUCCCGCAACCAUAGAGGAGGAAAGAAGUUCCUCUUGCACACGAGUAUCCAUGCCAUCAGGUGGUGGUAGCAUUGGAACACAGGUGGCAUCUCGUACUACUGUGCAACUACACCGAUUUCUGGCACUGCAUGUGCUAUGCGUGGAAGCCAGAUUGCAGGAGACACAACAGGGGACGUGAGAGUCAAGUCUCCCCACAAUACAAAAAUGAUGAUGGAGAGGGAGAAAGAAGCUAGGUGAUUUGCUAGAAUAUUUAUACACAUCUCCUUUGAAUGGCACUUGCCGCUGCAUUCUAGACCUGUUACUGGCCAUAGCUACAGUGACAUGCUUACAUGACAGCAUGUUAUGUUUCUUCUUUAGGGCCCUCUUGUUGGCUCAUCACUGUGUUUCGAUACUUUACAAACUUUGAUCUCUUUUUGUUGCACAAGGUUUACUUCUGUAUUAUUUCUGAAAAUAAAAGCCACUAUUCACCA
Dermacentor albipictus is the source of this 3426-nucleotide messenger RNA. RefSeq lists its product as uncharacterized. The record is from RefSeq and is a predicted model, not a curated record. Lineage: Eukaryota; Metazoa; Arthropoda; Arachnida; Ixodida; Ixodidae.